Messenger RNA from Paraglomus brasilianum, 1683 nucleotides. The record is from the annotation of a GenBank genome assembly. NCBI's taxonomy places the organism in Eukaryota, Fungi, Glomeromycota, Glomeromycetes, Paraglomerales, Paraglomeraceae.
AUGUUUGUAUCCAGGCACAUGCGACCAAGGGCUAUUAUAGCCGUAGUAAUGUUCGUACUGAGUUUGUUGUAUAUUUUACUAAUACUACCAAAUUGGAGCAGCCUGCAAGAUAUAGCACCAUCAACUAUAGACUUUACCAACGACACUUCCGACCUUUCAAAUUCAGUCAUUAAUGCUCCACUCGAGCAAGGAGGCCAAUCUCCUCCAAACAUCAAUCAAGUAGAAGGCGAUAAUGUUCCGCCUGAAGAGCCGAUUCCAAGUGACACUCCAAGUGACACUCCACUCGAAUCUUCCCCUGACCUCCAAAACGGAGACGGAGGCGCAGGCGCCGAUGCUCCAAACAAUGAUGUUCUGUUAAACCCACCAGAACCAGAACCUCCUACUAAUGACAUUGGUGAUCCUGCAUACGAAGAAAAUCCGUUAGUCGCUCCCAAUAGAGAGCAUCAGUUUGUCAGUCCGACAAAGACACAUGAUUCGGAAUUGUAUCUCGCUUACAACCCUCAUAGCGGAUUCCAUAAUCAGCGUAUCGCCUUGCAGAAUGCCAUUUUUCUUUCUUGGUAUCUCAAUCGUACUCUUCUGCUACCUCCAAUAAUACUCGUAUCAAAGAUCGGGUGGUCCCCAUAUGACAAAUUGCGACGUUUUUUGGCUCUAUUGGGUCCAGCCGACAGACAUGUAGAGGAUUGUGAUGUAUUCAAGAAGGAGUCGAAGCGCUUAAAAUGUAUUCGUGAUCACGAGAAGAAAACAUUGCUGGAUUGGGAUUACUUGAUUGAUUUAUCGUGGGUCAAGAAAAAUGUAAGAUUGAUGAAACGGCAAGACUUUAUAUGGAAGAAUUUGAUGAAAUCCCUAAACAUAAAAAACGAAGACAAAGAAGUACAUUUAAUCCCAGACACAAACCGUUACCAAGUCAAGUACUAUGAUUCAUCAAAAUCUAGAAUACCUCUCGGCAACUAUGUAGACAAGAUAAACCUUUCUGAUCUUGCUACACGUACCGAGAAACUGAUUCAAGUAAAUUCCAUGUUUGGUAGUGGAAGAAUUGCUUUAGACGAAAGUGAGAAUAUAAGUUUCUAUAAUACUGAGAUGAAGUCUUUGGUUAUCAAUAAUCCAAAGGUCAUAGGGGUUGUAAACAAAAUUGUGAACAAACUCGGGGGAGUAGGGACAUAUAUUGGAUUGCAUAUCAGAACAGGAGAUUCAUCGUUUAAAGCACGGAAAGCUAUUACUGUGGAAAAUAUGAGAAAAUUCAUCACAGCCAACUGGGAGUUCUUCAAUUACGAAAUUAAAAAAAGGAAGAGUGCGGAGGAAGCCAAAGGGAACAAUAACGCAACUGAUACAGAGAAUGGCGACGGUGAUCAUAAAUCCAUAUGUUCCACCAAAUCUGAUUCUUCCUUUGCAAAGAUUCCGAUAUAUGCUGCAACCGACCUCGAACCAGACUCGCCAGAGUUGGCUUCUCUCCGGAAGGCCUUUCCCUGUUUAUUUAUAUUAUCCGAUUUCAACAAUUAUUUAACCGGUUUUGAAAUUGUUAACCCAACAGAUGGUGUAAAUAUACGUAAAUAUCUUUUCCCUUUUAUCGACCUGGUUGUUGCUUCAAAAGGGGGAGUAUUCAUAGGGACGAAGGGGAGCACGUUCAGUGGAUAUUCAUUACAGAUGUUUAAAAGUUUCGGUGGUAAAUUUGGAACGAGGAUAUAG